AUCGAUACAACAGCGUCUAUUGUUAUUUGUAUCAAUAACAUUAUAGAAGAAACUUAUAAUUUGUGAAAUGGAAUAUCUGCGUCCUGUUUGGAACUGCUUAAAUACGUUUUGUGGAUGUUUACAUUGCUCUGAAGAUAUCGGUAACCAGUUUAACUAUGAGCCAAGUGAACGGACAUACUUGCUGGCUGACCCUGCAGUUCAUAAUAGCCCAGCCCUAAGACAAGCUAACUCGGACAACCUAAGUAGUGAGUUUGCUCAGUCAUUACCCAAAAAAGAUGAAAAUGCAUUAUGUCGCCUGGUGCAAAGUACAGCCAUGAAUAUGAUCGAUGUGGGCGCUAUGGAUUUACAUAAUCUUGAAAACGAGGAGUAUAAUGAUAGAAUAAAGUUAUAUUCUCAACGCUUGCAACACCAAUGGAACAAUAUUCAGCCCCCUGGAAAAGGAGUUUCAGGACUCCUUAAAGAUAUCCCAAAUGCAGAUGAUCAAUUGUGUAUGACGAAUUCUCCGGAUGAUAUGUUGCAGAUAUCAAGUUUUUUAAGUAAAGGUCAUGGAGCUUUACUAGAUUUGCGAGUCGAUCAUAAGGAAGCGAUAGUUGUGCCAUUUAGAAUACCGUAAAUAUAAUAUAUCUGUUAUGUAAAACUUCCUAUAUGUAAUAUAAAUAUAUACUAAAGAGGAAUGCAAUAUAAAUUUAAAUAAAUACCUUUA
This is a messenger RNA of Anastrepha ludens (Mexican fruit fly), 703 nucleotides long. RefSeq lists its product as uncharacterized. The transcript has 5 exons. The record is from RefSeq and is a predicted model, not a curated record. Gene Ontology annotation, biological process: cholesterol homeostasis; endosomal transport; lysosome organization. NCBI's taxonomy places the organism in Eukaryota, Metazoa, Arthropoda, Insecta, Diptera, Tephritidae. The coding region runs from base 68 to 613 and encodes 181 amino acids. Gene Ontology annotation, molecular function: molecular adaptor activity; guanyl-nucleotide exchange factor activity. Gene Ontology annotation, cellular component: Ragulator complex; membrane raft; lysosome.